AUGUUCCACCUCUUCUCCCACUGCUGGUCGUGGUUGCAAGCCAUACAGGAGCCCAUCAGAAAGGUGACCCUCCUUGUCGUGGGGCUGGACAAUGCAGGGAAAACCUCUGUCAUCACGGACAUAGAGAAAGCACUGGCCGGGGAGGUGCUGCCCGACGCACAGCCCGGCCAGACCCGCCUGCGGGUGGACAGGUUCGAGGUGACGCUGGUGGAUCUGCCCGGGGGGCAGCGAUCCCGCAGUUCCUGGCGCAGCCACUACAGCGGGGCCCACGGGCUCCUCUUCGUCCUGGACUCCAGUGACCUGGCACGGAUGGAGGAGGCCCGCAAGGUCCUGAGUCGCGUCCUGAGCCAUCCCGACAUCUCCGGGAAGCCUCUCCUACUGCUGGCCAACAAGCAAGACGCGGCGGCCGCGCUGCUGCCCUGCGAGGUGAUCGAGCGGCUGUGCCUGGAGCGGCUGGUCAACGAGAACCGCUCUCCCUGCCGCAUCGAGCCCUGUGUCGCCAAGCGGGGCCCCCCCGCCGGCCCGGCCCGUGCCACCCUGCAGGGGCUGCGCUGGCUCCUCCGCGCUGCCGCCGCCCCGGCCCCGCCGCCCGCCGAACCCGCACCGCCCGCCCCGAGGGCCGCCCGCGCCCGCCGGUCCGCCCGCAGGGACCGGCCGCGCCCAGGGGAGGAUGCUCGAGAAGGUGCGGGGAAGAACGGGGACAACCGGCCGCUGCGCCCCGUCUGCCACCUCCUGCCCCUGGAGGAGAGCACUAAGGGCACCAGGAGGAGGAAGAAAAAGGUAAAGGUGAAGAAGAAGGGCUUGGGGCAGCCGAGCCCAGCUGAGGAGCUGGAGGGACCAGGAGAAGGGGGUGACAGACAUGCGGGGGCCGCUGGGGGGCUGCUGCUCCCCAACAGGGUCGGGCAAGAGGAGCCUGUGCCCACCAGGAUGGCCACACCCCACCCAGUGCAGGGCAUGAAAAAGAAAAAGAAGAAGAAAAUCAAGAAUAAAAUUAAGUCGCAGGAAUCUUCUGUGGAGCAGCAGCAUGAGGAGGUCUCAAGCACCUUUGACUUGUACCGCCGGGCGAUGCUGGCUCUGAAGAUGAGGCAGGAGCAGAGGAAGCAGCCAUCUGCCAUCACCCCCUGA
Molecule: messenger RNA, 1125 nt
Organism: Lepidothrix coronata (blue-crowned manakin)
Lineage: Eukaryota; Metazoa; Chordata; Aves; Passeriformes; Pipridae
Gene: ARL13A
Product: ADP ribosylation factor like GTPase 13A
Exons: 9
Coding region: 1-1125 (374 amino acids)
Biological process (GO): receptor localization to non-motile cilium; non-motile cilium assembly
Cellular component (GO): non-motile cilium; ciliary membrane
Molecular function (GO): GTP binding; GTPase activity
Source: RefSeq, a predicted model, not a curated record